Cantharellus anzutake is the source of this 543-nucleotide messenger RNA. RefSeq names its product kinase-like domain-containing protein. The transcript is spliced from 3 exons. The record is from RefSeq and is a predicted model, not a curated record. Gene Ontology annotation, biological process: protein phosphorylation. Gene Ontology annotation, molecular function: ATP binding; protein kinase activity. The coding region runs from base 1 to 543 and encodes 180 amino acids. NCBI's taxonomy places the organism in Eukaryota, Fungi, Basidiomycota, Agaricomycetes, Cantharellales, Hydnaceae.
AUGAAGGUGAGGAAUUUUUUCGGCCUGACUGAUAGCCUACAAGACACCAUUCGGCACCAGCACUUGAAGAGAGAGAUGAAGAUAUGGAAAGAUUUGGAUCAUGAGAAUAUCGUGCAAUUCAUCGGUUUUGCAAUUGAAGAUCGGGGUGCAAUACCAGAGGCGGCAUUAGUGUCCGAAUGGUGUUCAAAUGGGGACCUCGUUCAAUAUCUGCAUCGCAAUCCAUCCUGCAAUCGGCUGGCUUUGCUUCUUGAUGUUGCCCGAGGUCUGACUUACCUCCACGAUCGUGACCCUGUUGUUGUCCAUGGCGAUCUCAAGCCUUCCAACGUAUUGAUCAGUGACACUGGGCAUGCCAAGUUGUGUGACUUUGGCUUCUCUUUGAUAGCGGACGGAUUGACAACAGGGUUCACAUCGUCAGGACCUGGAUUCACCUUACGCUAUUGUGCCCCAGAAGUCCUGGAGAGCGGUAAGAAAACGAGACCCGGUGAUAUGUAUUCAUUUGCCUGUACUUGUGCCAUGGUGAGCCCUUGCAAUUCGCGAACAUAA